CGGGAGGCACCUGCCCCAUAAAAAGAGCUCCAGGACUCGCCUGGGUCAGUGUCUGGACUCAUCGGCGUCAAAAUGCGCGGCUGUGUGUGCCCCGUGGCUCUGGUGCUCCUGGGGGCGGCUGUAUGUGCUGCGCAGCCCCGAGGCCGGAUCCUGGGUGGCCAGGAGGCCACGCCUCAUUCUUACCCCUACAUGGCUUCGGUGCAAGUGAACGGCACACACGUGUGCGGUGGCGCCCUGGUGGAUGAGCAGUGGGUGCUGAGCGCCGCGCACUGCAUGGACGGAGUGACCGCGGAUGACGCUGUGCAAGUGCUCCUGGGUGCCCACUCCCUGUCGAAGCCCGAACCCUCCAAGCAGCUGCACGACGUGCAAAGGGCAGUGCGUCACCCGGGCAGUGGGCCCGACCGCAUUGCGAACGACAUCGCCCUCUUGAAGCUGACCCAGAAUGCCUCGUUGGGCCCCUAUGUGCAACCCCUGCCCUUGCAAGACGAAGUCCGAGAGCUGGCCCCCGGAACGCUCUGCGACGUGGCCGGCUGGGGUGUGGUCAGCCACGCGGGGCGCAGGCCCGACGUCCUGCAGAGGCUGACAGUGCCCAUCAUGGACCGGAACACCUGCAAUCUGCGGGUGCAUCACGACGGGGCAGUCACCCAGGACAUGAUCUGUACAGAGAGCCACCGCAGGGACAGCUGCAGGGGCGACUCCGGAGGUCCUCUGGUGUGCGGGAACGUGGUCGAGGGCAUUGUCGCGUGGGGCUCGCGGGUCUGCGGAAACCGCAGGAAGCCGGGCGUCUAUACCAGCGUGGCGUCUUACAUAGCCUGGAUCAGAAAUGUCAUCAAUGAAGACUUGAUGGGCUGAGGGGAUUCCCGGAGACACGUGACUCACAAUAAAUGCACGCAUCUGA
This is a messenger RNA of Peromyscus maniculatus bairdii (prairie deer mouse), 898 nucleotides long. RefSeq names its product complement factor D (gene Cfd). NCBI's taxonomy places the organism in Eukaryota, Metazoa, Chordata, Mammalia, Rodentia, Cricetidae. Gene Ontology annotation, molecular function: serine-type endopeptidase activity. The record is from RefSeq and is a predicted model, not a curated record. Gene Ontology annotation, biological process: proteolysis.